Messenger RNA from Callorhinus ursinus (northern fur seal), 2272 nucleotides. The record is from RefSeq and is a predicted model, not a curated record. Lineage: Eukaryota; Metazoa; Chordata; Mammalia; Carnivora; Otariidae.
UUUUUUUUUUAAACUAACGGAUUAUUAUUGUUGUUGUUUUAAAUUUAGCUCUUAGGGCUUAGCUGUUUGGGUUUCCUUUCGGUGCCCAGCCCCUGUCUCCCCGGCUUCCCUGGCGUGUGCGGAGCGGCGGCCCCCGCCCGCCCAGCAGCUUCAGCGCCCCUCGCUCGCCUCCAGCACGGGGGAGCGCGGGCGCCGCGCCGCCUUUAAAGUGAGGCCAGGGGCCGAGGCUGUGACCGGCCGGGAUCUGGGCCUCGCCUCUUCCCUCGGUGGCGCUAGGGCUCCCUGUCCUGUUCUCAGUGCGGACGGAGAAGCGAAAGCGGAUCGUCCCCGGCUGGGCUGCCGCUGCCUCCGGGACUCAUCGCGCUCCUCCCUGCGCACCCACCCACCCACUGGGCCCGGCCCGGCCGGGCCGCGGCGGCAGCUCGGCUCACCCAGCCAGAAUGUUCGCCGCCGGGCUGGCUCCCUUCUACGCCUCCAACUUCAGCCUCUGGUCGGCCGCCUACUGCUCCUCGGCCGGCCCGGGCGGCUGCUCCUUCCCUCUGGACCCCGCCGCGGUCAAGAAACCCUCCUUCUGCAUCGCAGACAUCCUGCACGCCGGCGUGGGGGAGCCGGGGGCGGCCGCGGAGGGUCUGGCGGGGGCCUCGGCCGCCGCCCUCACCGCUCACUUGGGCUCGGCUCACCCGCACGCCUCUUUCCAAGCUGCCGCCAGAUCCCCGCUUCGACCCACCCCGGUGGUGGCGCCCUCCGAAGUCCCGGCUGGCUUCCCGCAGCGGCUGUCUCCGCUCUCAGCCGCCUACCACCACCAUCACCCACAGCCACAGCAGCCGCAACAGCCUCCGCAGCAGCCGCAGCCUCCGCCUGCGCCCCGGGCUGGCGCCUUGCAGCCCCCUGUCUCCGGGGCGCGGGUGGUCCCGAACCCCCCGCAUAGUGGCUCGGCCCCGGCCCCAUCUAGCAAGGACCUCAAAUUUGGAAUUGACCGCAUUUUGUCUGCAGAAUUUGACCCCAAAGUCAAGGAAGGCAACACGCUGAGAGACCUCACAUCCCUGCUAACCAGCGGGCGGCCCGCAGGGGUGCACCUCCCCGGCCUGCAGCCCUCCGCCGGCCAGUUCUUCGCGUCUCUAGAUCCCAUUAACGAGGCUUCUGCCAUCCUGAGCCCCUUAAGCUCGAACCCGAGGAAUUCAGUUCAGCAUCAGUUUCAAGACACGUUUCCAGGUCCCUACGCCGUGCUCACGAAGGACACCAUGCCGCAGACCUACAAGAGGAAGCGCUCCUGGUCGCGGGCGGUCUUCUCCAACCUGCAGAGGAAAGGCCUGGAGAAGAGGUUUGAGAUUCAGAAAUACGUGACCAAACCCGACCGGAAACAACUGGCCGCGAUGCUAGGCCUCACCGACGCGCAGGUGAAGGUGUGGUUCCAGAACCGGCGGAUGAAGUGGCGGCACUCCAAGGAGGCCCAGGCCCAGAAGGACAAGGACAAGGAGGCGGGCGAGAAGUCGUCGGGCGGAGGCGCGGCUGCCGACGGUGAGCAGGAGGAGCGGAGCCUCAGCCGCUCGGAGGGCGAGGCCGAGAGCGAGAGCAGCGACUCCGAGUCUCUGGACAUGGCCCCGAGCGACACGGAGCGGACUGAGGGGGCCGAGCGGUCUCUGCACCAGACCACGGUCAUCAAGGCCUCGGCCGCGGGCGCCCUCCUCCCGGCCAGCGGCGGCGGGAGCGCGGGAAGCGGCGGCGGCAGUUUCAGCUUCGCCAGCCUUGGCGGCGGCGGCGGCGGCGGCGGCGGCGGCGGCGGCGGCGGCGCGGGGAGUGGGGGCGGCGGCGCCUCGGAGCUGCUGCCGGCGCCCCAGCCCACCCUCAGCGGCGCUCCGCAGAGUCCCGAACCCGCCCAGGCACAGCUGGGCGGCCUGUAGACUGCACGAGGCCGGGGCCCCGGGGCCCGCGUGCCGCCCCCAGCCUCCCAGGGUGGGCUGGAUUUUGCGCCUGCUUUGUGUUGGCAGCGGGGCCGGGGCCUGAGACGCCGCGGCGGCCUUGCCCACGGUCCCACCUGCCCGUCGCUGCCGCGCUGGUGCCCAGAGCCCGGGGCGGGGUGGGGGGGGGGGAGCUCAGUGCCCCCGCCUGAGAACCCCGCGCCGGCCAAACACUUCUCCCGGGCGGCGAGCAGUUCACACUGUGAAGUGUUGGACGCAACAGUUCCUCCCCGCACUCGGGGUCGUGGCGCAAAGACAAGCUGCGCUUAGGGCGCCACAAACUUGUAAAUAAAAUGUUUACUACGGUUUGUAAA